AUGAGUUUUGCUCGUAACUACGUCCCCUUAGGGCUGGCCAUCGUGUUUGGCAUCGCGAAUGGAUAUUAUGCCUUUCAGCCCGAUCUCAAAGAGCAACACCAGAAAACAGAUUUACAGUCAGAAUUGUUACCCCAGAGUGGCCGACAGGGUAGCUCUGGUUCUAGCAAUGGAGCAUCGAAGUGA
Xylaria bambusicola is the source of this 183-nucleotide messenger RNA. RefSeq lists its product as uncharacterized. Bases 1 to 183 code for a protein of 60 amino acids. The record is from RefSeq and is a predicted model, not a curated record. The transcript is spliced from 2 exons. Lineage: Eukaryota; Fungi; Ascomycota; Sordariomycetes; Xylariales; Xylariaceae.